Messenger RNA from Suricata suricatta (meerkat), 2160 nucleotides. RefSeq names its product BTG anti-proliferation factor 1 (gene BTG1). The record is from RefSeq and is a predicted model, not a curated record. The coding region runs from base 1 to 1206 and encodes 401 amino acids. Gene Ontology annotation, cellular component: nucleus; cytoplasm. The transcript is spliced from 5 exons. Gene Ontology annotation, biological process: negative regulation of mitotic cell cycle; negative regulation of cell population proliferation. NCBI's taxonomy places the organism in Eukaryota, Metazoa, Chordata, Mammalia, Carnivora, Herpestidae.
AUGACGGCUGCCUCCUCUCUCAGGUCUUCCUCGACCCCAGCCUGCCCUCGUCACCACCUCUUCAUCUCAGUGCCUCUGGGAUUCAAGCACCUGCACCCGAACCCCGCUGCUCCGCACGAGCCUCCCGCUUGGGGAGCCAGCCUCUUAGACUGGAGCGGGAACGAGAUUGAAACACCCAGCGCGCGUAGGGACCGGCACGUCGGACUCGCAGCCCGAUCUGCGCGCGCCGACAGCAAGACGGCUUUUAUCGGCCCGGCCCAGAGACUUCCCGCGAGCGAGCCCGGGCAGCUCACUCCCGCAGGGGAUGCGCUGGCCCGCCUUUUCCCGCCCCCUCCGGCUCCGAAUCUGCUGCGUCACAAUGGUGCGAUCUCCGGAUUGGCUGCCGUCAGCCGUCAUGCUCCAGCUACGCCACUUCCUUUCCGCGGCGCUAUAAAAGCUACUGCACGGCUCCUGCAUCCCUUCGCCCCUCCGAACUGGAAAUGCAACUCUUGGGAGCUUCGGAGGCUGCGGAGCUGGACGCGGAGGCGGCUGGGGAAGUCCGAGCGAUGUGACCAGGCCGCCGUCGCUCGUCUCUUCCUCUCGCCUGCCGCCUCCCGUCGUCCGGGCCGGCCGCGUUCGGGUCCCGCCGCGGGAGCGGGACAGGCGCGCCUGGCUGCCGAUAACGGCGGGUCCCGGCGUGAGCUUGGGGUCUGGGCCGAGGGCGCCCCCUGCCCCCACGGCUGCCCCACCGAGGGGAGGAGGAAACAGGCUCACAACAAAGAAACUACAGCCACCGAGGCUGGAGCUGCGGUCCUCGGACCGUCCGCGGAUUUGGGGACAAAGGAGCUGCGGAGCUGGGAACAUUAUAAACAUCACUGGUUCCCAGAAAAGCCGUGCAAGGGAUCAGGUUACCGUUGUAUUCGCAUCAACCAUAAAAUGGAUCCUCUGAUUGGACAGGCGGCACAGCGGAUUGGACUGAGCAGUCAGGAGCUGUUCAGGCUUCUCCCAAGUGAACUCACACUCUGGGUCGACCCCUACGAAGUGUCCUACAGAAUUGGAGAGGACGGCUCCAUCUGUGUGCUGUACGAAGCCUCACCAGCAGGAGGUAGCACUCAAAACAGCAGCAGCGUGCAAAUGGUAGACAGCAGAAUCAGCUGUAAGGAGGAACUUCUCUUGGGCAGAACAAGCCCUUCCAAAAACUACAAUAUGAUGACUGUAUCAGGUUAAGAUAUAGUCUAUGGAUGGAUCCUCUUAUAAUGGAUGGAUAAAUUUGAUUUUUGCUUUGGGUGGGCUUCUCUUGGGGAUGGAUCAUGGAAUUUAAACCAUGUCACAGCUGUGAAGAUCUGGCACAAGAUAGAAUGGUAAAAAAAAAAAAAUUUUUUUUAAAGUGACAGUGCCAUAGUUUGGACAGUACCUUUCAAUGACUUAAUAGCCUGUGAGUCCAAGUAAAUGAUCACUAUUUGCUAGGGAGUGAAGUCCAAGGGUGGUUUCAGUUUCUCCCAGAUGUUAAAACUUAAAAUUUGUCCAAUCAACCCCUUUACGGCAAAUCUGUAUUUCAAAGAACCUUUCUGUGCAGUAGAUCUUGCGGAGGAAAUUUGCACUAUUACACUUGAAAAUGGUGAACCCUUUUGGCAGCUCAAAAUAGGAAAGCUCCACAUUUUAAACAUGGUAGUACUGGAAAUUUUGACAAGACUUUUACCUAGCACUUAAAUUUGUAUAAAUGUACAUAAGACAAACCUAGUAAGCAUGACCUGGGGAAAUGGUCAGACCUUGUAUUGUGUUUUUGGCCUUGAGAGUAGCAAGUGACCAGAAUCUGCCAUGGCAACAGGCUUUAAAAAGACCCUUAAAAAGACACUGUCUCAACUGUGGUGUUAGCACCAGCCAGCUCUCUGUACAUUUGCUAGCUUGUAGUUUUCUAAGACUGAGUAAACUUCUUAUUUUUAGAAAGUGGAGGUCUGGUUUGUAACUUUCCUUGUACUUAAUUGGGUAAAAGUCUUUUCCACAAACCACCAUCUAUUUUGUGAACUUUGUUAGUCAUCUUUUAUUUGGUAAAUUAUGAACUGGUGUAAAUUUGUACAGUUCAUGUAUAUUGAUUGUGGCAAAGUUGUACAGAUUUCUAUAUUUUGGAUGAGAAAUUUUUCUUCUCUCUAUAAUAAAUUGUUUCUUAUCUUGGCAUUUUAA